This is a messenger RNA of Drosophila subobscura, 2016 nucleotides long. RefSeq lists its product as uncharacterized. The record is from RefSeq and is a predicted model, not a curated record. Bases 7 to 2016 code for a protein of 669 amino acids. Lineage: Eukaryota; Metazoa; Arthropoda; Insecta; Diptera; Drosophilidae. The transcript has a single exon.
AUCACCAUGAAGGAUGUAAAAUCCAUCAUAUUAUAUAGCCCCUACGCAAAAUUCCUUUUCAUCACGGUUUUCAUCACUUUGUAUAUUCUGUUGGACCUGGAAAGGAACCGCAUCAAUUAUGGUUGCUGCGAGGGCAAGCAUUUUACAAGAAACUCGGAGCUUCCCAUUGCCACAGGAAUCACAGAGAUUGCCAUUGCCACGAGACAUGAAGAACAGACCACAGAGAGUGUUGCAGUAGAGGAAAAAGAUUUUGUGAAUACUCCUGGCUGCCAUAUGGAAGAAAUGAAACCUUUUCCGGCUGCUGUGCUACCUUUUAUCCAUCGUUUGAAUGCCGUUGUGUGUCCCAGGGUGCAGCUACUGAUAACCGAGGUAAUUGCAGGCAAGAAUUAUUUGUUCCUCAAUCAAACCGACACCCAGUUACGCUCCUGUUCUGGCGUGAAAACUCUCAGCGAUGUCAACUGCACUUAUAUGCAAUUUUUGCGAGUGAAUGAUUUUCGCAACAAGAAAAUAGAGCAGAAAUAUUUCAAUUUAAGCGCGCAAUCGAAAUACCUAGAGGUAGGCAGUGGCAAUCAGUAUUUUUGGGUAAAGUGUCGAGCAAAUGGCAAAAUCUUUUACAAUGAUACGCUGUUCUUUCUGCCACCACCACCACCACCACCCAAGAUUAAACCGCGCUUCCAUAGGAAACUCUCUGUCCUGAUACUGGGCAUUGAUUCCAUGUCCCACAUGCAUUAUCUGCGUUCCUUUCCACAAGUGGCAGAGUUCAUUAAAGAACUGCCGCAUACAGAAUUCUGGGGCUACAAUCGCAUUGGUCGCAACACUUAUCCGAAUCUGCUACGCCUCCUGAGCGGCCUCAGCCCCAAGGAGCUGAAUAGCACCUGCUAUGCGAGCAACAAAACCUUUGAUGGCUGUCACUUGUUGUGGGACGACUUCAAAGCGGCAGGAUACACCACUAGCUAUGGCGAGGACAGCGAUUUGUAUGACAUCUUCACGUACAAUAGAAGAGGAUUUAAAAGACAACCCACGGACUACUCUUUGCGACCCGUAAUGGAGAACAUUCGACGGCACACGAAUUAUGAGACGAGCACGUUGGGCAAGCCAUCGAUAACCAUGAGCUGCACCGCUGGACGACUCUAUCAGGAUGUGCUCCAUGAAUUCAUCUACAAGCUAAUGCCGCACAUGAGACAGAAGCCCACCUUCAACCUCUUUUGGCAAACAUCGGGCGUUCAUGACUACUUCAACUAUGCCAAGACAUUGGAUGGGCACUACGUGAGGAUUUUGAGGGAGCUGCAGGAGCAGGGCAUCAUGAAUCACACCCUAAUCCUGCUCAUGUCCGAUCACGGGCUGAGGUUUCAGGGCACCGACUGCGAGGGCCAUGGAUUUACGCAAACAUUUCAGGGCAUGGAGGAGAUGUCGCAGCCAUUGCUGAUAGCACUCUAUCCUGCAUGGAUGAGCCAACGGUUUCCCCUGGCCAUGGGGAAUCUUCAGCGGAAUGCACACAGUCUCGUCACGACUUUCGAUCUGCAUAAAACACUCAAAGACGUGCUCCAUUUGGAUCAAUUGAGCGAUGAUCAAGUGGAGAAUCGUACGCUCAAUUUGGCCAACGAACGCGGCAUCAGUUUGUUUCUGCCAGUUCCAGAGGAAAGGAGCUGCACCACUGCCCAGAUACCAGGACACUUUUGUCUGUGUUUCAAGCUGCGCAAGAUUUCCCGCAAGCAGAGCUCUGUCCAGAGGGCAGCACAGUUCGUGGUGGAUAGCAUCAAUAAGCUGAUCAAACCCUAUCCACAGUGUCAGCCCUUGGGGUUGGUCAAAGUGUUGGCCGCCUAUAAUCUAAGCGGCAGAAAGCAGAAGGCUGAGAAGGCUACACGUGCCACAAAGAAGGGGCCUGUAGAGGACUAUGAUUCAAAGGAUAGCGAAGGACGAGCCGUCUAUCAGAUGAGGGUACGCCUGAAGGCGCGACCCGGUGACGUGGGGGGGCGAAACUACAUUUCAUGUAGUAUAAGCAUCUGGGUAAUCUGA